Messenger RNA from Vicia faba (fava bean), 483 nucleotides. The record is from the annotation of a GenBank genome assembly. NCBI's taxonomy places the organism in Eukaryota, Viridiplantae, Streptophyta, Magnoliopsida, Fabales, Fabaceae.
AUGAACAAAAUACUUAAUAAAUGGGCAGGCGCUUAUGAUAACGCUAAGCGUAUGCAAAAAAGUGGGUGGUCGAAGAAUGAUGUAUUGGCAAAAGCGCAUGAAUUAUAUUUAAGUGGUAAGAAUGGACAUUUAAUUUUAAUGUCAGAAUGGCUCUCUCUCCGUGAUCAACCACGCUAUGGUAGUCAGAUAGGAGGAAAUAGUGGAUUUGUAGGUAGUGGAUCUAAGAGAGCCCACGAGAGUGAUGCAAGUGAUUCCAACUCCAUAGAAUCUAGUGCUUGCCCAAUGGGGAUGGAUGUAGCAAAAAAAGGAGUUGGAACGAUUGGCAAAAUAGCCAUGAGGCAAGAGGAAGCUAACCAAUUGUUGAAAGAAAGUACUGAGGCUAAGAAGAUGAAUAUGUUUAUGAAGCUAAGUUCAAAGGAGCAUCUUGAUGACCGGAGCAAAGAGUUGUUGGAAAAGUUGGGUCGCGGUCUGUUUGGAAAUUAA